AUGCACUCCUCGCACAGACUUACGAUCCACCGCGCGAUUCUGACCAUCACCAUUCUGAUACUCAUCCAAAGCGACACUGCUGAUGGCCAUGUUCACGGCCAGUCUCUGCUCGCAGGCAAUGAGUUGAAGGAGUUCAAGAAGCGGGAAAGCUCGGAAGACAAGCAAGAGAACGGCCAGAAUGUGUACGGGCUUGGAGUACGAAUGGGAAGUUAUUUACAAGCGUUUGCCUACCUCCUCGGAUUCAUGACUCUCGAAAGCAUAGAUGCGAAAGGCCAAUUCUCUGGCAUCAUACUGGCCUUCCAACUUCUCAUCCGUUGGACUUUUCGCUUCCAUACCGACAAGAUGGCGAUUCCUGAGCUUUGGGUGGGGCUGGCGCAGCUCCUCCUUUUCACAACACCAGGCGCAUUUCUGUUGUUCUUGAGCUUUAGUACCACGCGAAGGCACUGGAAGACUACAGACGGCAGGGGACUGUUGCGUCAUGAGGUGAUCCGCGGCGAAGGGCUCAACUUCCUGCAGGUUUUCGCUGUCCUGGCAUGGGUGAAUGCUUUACACAUUCUGUUCGCGAUUAAGAUUCAGCAGCACUCGGCCCUGGACAACCCUAUCUGGAUGAUGAAGACGUGGAAAUCAGACUCCACCGCGAUUAAAUUGUUCAUGAUAACUCACGCUAUCGUCAUAGCCGCCUUGGAGGUGAUACCAUACAUGUUCUACCUGUGCGCCUGCUAUACAUAUGUCGAAAACGUCUGCCGCCAGCUCCGCGGCCUUAGGGAUGAUGAGAGAACACAGAGACGCUACAAUCGAAUCGAAACCGACGAGGACAAUUCGCGCAAAAGACGGAAUUGCAUCAACAGAGCACUAGUGAUGCUGUUACCGAUUGUUGCCAUCGUUCUCGUCGGAUAUGUGGUCAUACUCAUCAUUUCGGUCGAACUCACGAUUCGCGAUGCGAAGCUGCACCCGCAAAGCGACAUAUUGCACGACCCAGGCCAGCUACUUCCUUUGCUCACGGGUGGUCUGUCGUUGAUAUCGGCUCUUGUCAACAUUGCAAACGGCAAGCAAAAUCUGCUCAUGUCGAAGACGCCUGUAAGACAUUCGAGAACGCCGAGCGACAACUUCGAUGGAAUCCUGCAGCGAAGCAAAGAUGGCGACGACGACGGCGAGCAGCUGCUGAAGAAGGUGCGUCCGUCGGUGCACCGGCAGCGCACCUUCCGGCAGCAACACCUCUCCGGCUGGCGAGUGGGCGCCAUCGGCGCCGCCGUUGCUGCCGCCGUCGUGCUCGUCCUCAACAUCUCGGCCACCCUGUGGGUGACCUUCAGCCCGUUUCCGAAAAAGGACGGCAUCGGCACGCUCCUCGAGGGCAGCUGUGCCGACGUCAAGCAAUCCAGCCGCUGGAUCCACCUCGUCAUCAACAUCCUGAGCACCGUCCUCCUCAGCUGCAGCAACUACUGCAUGCAAGUCCUGGCCUCGCCCACCAGAGACGAGAUCGUCAAGGCCCACAACCGCCGCUUCUGGCUGCACAUCGGAGUGCCCAAUCUUCGGAACCUGCUCUACAUCGCCAAAGACCGCCGGAAUCUGUUCCUCCUCCUGGCCGUCAGCUCCGUUCCGCUGCAUCUCUUGUUCAACUCGGUUGUCUUUGCCAACAUUCAGGCCAACGAGUAUCAAGUCAUCCCCGCCACCCCGGACUUCCUGAAUGGCGGCACUUACAAGACCACCGCGCUCGUCCCGGACCACAUCUGGACGCGGAAUUCCACCGACGACGUCGUUGCAGUCGACAUCGCCAACUACACUCGAUCCCUCGUGGCGAACGCGACCGAACUGAGGGACAAAAUCCAACGCCGCGAGAUCCAGUACGAGAACAUGACUGCCGAGUGGUGCAUUAAGAACUACGCCCAGCAGUUCAUCUCAAAGUACGGCCACGUGCUCGUCGUCCAAGAUGAAAUCGACUUCCACGGCCUCACAGCCGGCAACGCUACCUUCGAUUCCUUCGACUGCGCCAUCGACGGCAUUCGCCAGCAGGGAGACGCCUCGCUCACAUCCUGCCGCACCAGCAUCCCCUUCCAUUCGGCUCCGAACGUGUUCCCGGCCUGGGAUUGGCAGUGCCCGCCGCCGUGGCAGGACAAUUGCACCCAGGUAGACUACGACGUGCUGGAGAGCCAGCCGCAGUGGGCCCCGUACGGCUCGCCCGCCCGCUAUUGCCUGGCCGAGGUGGUCAAGGAGCAUUGCAGGCUGCAGUUCAGCUUCGCAAUCGCCGCCGCCGUCAUCGUCUGCAACAUCAUCAAAACCGUUUGCAUGGGAUACAUCGUGUGGAAGUACCGACAGACGUUUCUGGCCACCAUCGGCGACGCCAUCGCCUCCUUCCUCGACGAUCCGGACCCGGAGACCAAGGACCGCUGCCUGUACUCGCGCCAGGUCUUCAAGAAAGAGUGGGAGUGGAUGCGACACAACGACCUACGCGACCCAAAGGCCGUGGCCGUGGAGCCGGAGCGGUACAGCUCGCGACGACCGUUCUGGGGGCUCGCCGUCAGCAAGACGCGCUGGUUCGCCACCUACUUCAUGUACUCGGUCGCCCUCAUCAUCGGCGCCGUCAGCAUCAAGCGGACGCUGGCCGGCAUGCCGACAGACAUCCGCGCCCUCUGGCACACCGGUUUCGGCGACCUCCUGGGCAACAACCUCAUAUCGGGCUCGGUCGGCAACAGCGUGCUCGGCAGCGUGCUGCUCGCCAACCUGCCGCAGGCGCUCCUCUCGUACCUCUACCUCGUCUUCAACGCCCUCUACACGUGCAUGCUCCUCACGCGCGAAUGGACGCAGUACCUCGCCCACCGCAAGCCGCUGCGCGUCACGUGCCCCGCCGGCCGCCAGCGCAGCACCUACUGGCUGCACCUCCCCUACCGCUACUCGGCGCCCCUGCUCGUCGCCAGCGGCCUCCUCCACUGGCUCGCCAGCCAGUCCCUCUUCCUCGUCCAGGUCACCGUCCUCGCCGAGGCCGACCGCGACCCCGCCGCCGCCCGCCAGAUCUCCACCUGCGGCUACUCCCCCGUCGCCAUCAUCCUGACCGUCGCCGUCGGCAGCCUCAUCAUGCUCGGCGGCUUGGCACUCGCCUUGCGCCGCUACCCCGCGGGCAUGCCGCUGGCCAGCAGCUGCAGCGCGACCAUCAGCGCCGCUUGCCACCCGCCCGAGGACGAUGUGGAUGCGUCGGUGUUGCCGGUGCAGUGGGGGGUCGUGAGGGAGCCGGCCGGGUGGGGGCCGGGGGAGGUGGGGCACUGUUCGUUUUCGAGCUUUGAGGUGAAGGCGAUGGUGAGGGGGAGGUUGUAUGCGUGA
Molecule: messenger RNA, 3312 nt
Organism: Diplodia corticola
Lineage: Eukaryota; Fungi; Ascomycota; Dothideomycetes; Botryosphaeriales; Botryosphaeriaceae
Exons: 4
Coding region: 1-3312 (1103 amino acids)
Source: RefSeq, a predicted model, not a curated record